Malus domestica (apple) is the source of this 1577-nucleotide messenger RNA. Its product is annotated as acetylserotonin O-methyltransferase-like. NCBI's taxonomy places the organism in Eukaryota, Viridiplantae, Streptophyta, Magnoliopsida, Rosales, Rosaceae. Gene Ontology annotation, molecular function: protein dimerization activity; O-methyltransferase activity; S-adenosylmethionine-dependent methyltransferase activity. The record is from RefSeq and is a predicted model, not a curated record. Gene Ontology annotation, biological process: methylation.
AAUCCCAAGCUUUCAACAUAUAUUUGUAGAUGCUAGAAAUCCCAAGAAAAACACACUAGCUAAUUACAUCCACUCUUUUGCGGUUGAAUCUCAUAUUUUUUCCAUCUUUCACUUGUGCAUCCUAAAUGUUGAGUGUUUAAACACUAUAUCCAUAUGCUCCUCUUUAAUCAUACUGGAUUACUAAUUAUUCAUAUUAAACCUGCAGUUUACAAAACUUACAACUAGCAUAAAUCUUUGAGUACUUGUUACUUGGUUUCAUUGUUUGCUUAUCUCUUGCUUGUCAUUGUUUGUUUCCACUCACGAUCUUGCACAUUUUGUUGAGCAUUCGCACAACAAGAUGGACACGCAGAGAGAAACGGAAGAUACAAAAAGAGAGUUAACGUCGGAAGAAGAAGAAGAGCGUGCGAAAGUGGAUAUGUGGAAAUAUGUGUUCGGGUUUGUUGAAAUCGCGGUGGUAAAAUGUGCCAUUGAACUCGGGAUAGCCGAUGCAAUUGAAAUCCAUGGCAGCCCCAUGACACUCUUAGAGCUCUCGUCUGCUCUAAGUUGUGAUCCUUCUCACCUUUACCGCGUCAUGAGGGUACUAGUCCACCUCAAAAUAUUCAAAGAAAAAACAACGGAAUUAGGCCCCAAAGGUUAUGCACAAACACCAUUGUCCAAACGGCUAUUAAAAUCCGGAGAAAAUAGCAUGGCUGCGUUAAUUUUGCUCGAGAGUAGCCCAGUAAUGCUGGCACCGUGGCACGGCCUAAGUGCCCGACUUCGAGGAAAUAGCAAUCCGUCAUUUGAGGCAGUGCAUGGAGAAGAUUUAUGGAGCUUUGCUGCCGCCAAUCCUGAUCACAGCAAGCUCAUCAAUGAUGCAAUGGCUUGUGAUGCAAGGGUGGCUGUGCCUGCAGUGAUUGAAAGCUGUUUAGAAGUGUUCAAAGGGCUUGAGACAAUAGUAGAUGUGGGUGGUGGUGAUGGGACUACGUUGCGCUUGUUGGUCGAGACUUGUCCGUGGAUUCGAGGCAUCAACUUUGAUCGUCCUCAUGUUGUGUCUGUUGCUCAUGAGUGUGAUCGGAUUGAGAAUGUCGGAGGUGACUUUUUUUAUUGUGUUCCGAAGGCUGAUGCUGCAAUUAUCAUGUGGGUUCUUCACGAUUGGGGAGACGACGACUGCAUUCGUAUCCUGAAGAAGUGCAGAGAAGCUAUUCCGAACGAUAAAGGGAAAGUUAUAAUCAUAGAAGCUGUGAUCGAAGAAGAUGGAAAAGAAGACAACAAGCUAGCAGAUGUGAGAUUGAUGCUAGACAUGGUGAUGCUGGCCCAUACAAACACAGGCAAAGAGAGGACCUUUAAGGAAUGGGGAUAUGUUCUUGGAGAGGCUGGAUUUAGCCGAUACACAAUCACACCUAUUCAUGCAGUCCAAUCAGUGAUUCAAGCUUUUCCAUAAAUUUAUGCAGCAAUUAAACUUAAGGAUGUCGAUUGGUAUUCUCAAUAAGUGCUUUUUUGUUUUCAAAGGUAAUUUUCUAGUGUUGUUGCUUUGUCAUCUGGCUUGUAAUAUUUGGAUUGUUUUGACAAUAAUAUAUAAUUGUGUGAUGUGUUAGAUU